AAGCUUCCGCUAGCUGCGCAGCGCCCGGGCUGAGAGCGUCAAUCCGCGGCCGUAGCCGCGGGGCUGGACCUGCAGCGAGCCGGCGGCGCGGAGUAGGGCUGCGGAGCAAACAUGAAUGUUGGAGUCGCCCACAGUGAAGUGAAUCCAAAUACCCGUGUCAUGAACAGUCGGGGUAUGUGGCUGACAUAUGCAUUGGGAGUUGGCUUGCUUCAUAUUGUCUUACUCAGCAUUCCCUUCUUCAGUGUUCCUGUUGCUUGGACUUUAACAAAUAUUAUACAUAAUCUGGGGAUGUAUGUAUUUUUGCAUGCAGUGAAAGGAACACCUUUCGAAACUCCUGACCAGGGUAAAGCAAGACUCCUAACUCACUGGGAACAACUGGACUAUGGAGUACAGUUUACAUCUUCACGGAAGUUUUUCACAAUUUCUCCAAUAAUUCUAUAUUUUCUGGCAAGUUUCUAUACGAAGUAUGAUUCAACUCACUUCAUCCUAAACACAGCUUCUCUCCUGAGCGUGCUAAUUCCCAAAAUGCCACAACUACAUGGUGUUCGGAUCUUUGGAAUUAAUAAGUAUUGACAUUUUUUGAAACUGAACAAAAAUUUUUAUAGCUACUGAAUUUCUUAUAAGGAAGGAGUGGUUAGUAAACUGCACUGUUUCUGUGAUAAUGUGAAAUGAGAGGUAUUUACGUUGGAGAGCCAAUGGCUGGUCCUUCAAGUGCUGUUUUGAAGUGCAGAUUUCUGUUAAAUGAUGCCUCUCUUUAAUACAUGUGGUAUCUGAAGAGAGGCUUUAUAAGCAGGCUGGGCAGGCCCAGCUUAUAAGUUAAAGGGCAACACAGUGAAGAUGUAGUAGAUAAAUUCAAGGAAAUAAGAAUUUGUAAGAUACUAGGACCAGCAUAACUUAUAAUGAAUGGGAAUUGUGUUAAGAAAAGAGCAUUUCCAAUCAUUCAGUUAUGGUUAAAGCAGACUUACAUGUAAACCAGAAUCAUCUCUAUAUAGGUUUAUUAAAGAUUGUUUUUAUUACCAUA
This is a messenger RNA of Saimiri boliviensis boliviensis (Bolivian squirrel monkey), 1021 nucleotides long. It is a transcript of the gene ORMDL1, whose product is annotated as ORMDL sphingolipid biosynthesis regulator 1. Gene Ontology annotation, cellular component: endoplasmic reticulum membrane. Lineage: Eukaryota; Metazoa; Chordata; Mammalia; Primates; Cebidae. The record is from RefSeq and is a predicted model, not a curated record.